Molecule: messenger RNA, 1351 nt
Organism: Adelges cooleyi (spruce gall adelgid)
Lineage: Eukaryota; Metazoa; Arthropoda; Insecta; Hemiptera; Adelgidae
Product: zinc finger protein 726-like
Exons: 1
Coding region: 14-1351 (445 amino acids)
Biological process (GO): regulation of transcription by RNA polymerase II
Cellular component (GO): nucleus
Molecular function (GO): DNA-binding transcription factor activity, RNA polymerase II-specific; RNA polymerase II transcription regulatory region sequence-specific DNA binding
Source: RefSeq, a predicted model, not a curated record
ACUCAUUAGAAAUAUGAAAUACAAUCAAAUUCAAACUGAAGAAUUUCCAUCCAGAUCAAUUAAAAAGUGCAAUAUGAAACACACAGCCGAGAAACCAUUUGAUUGUGAAUUAGGAUUGAAAACAUGUCCAUCUGUGGAUUUAAAUAAACACAGAAAGCCACAAACAGGCAAGAGAGCUUUUCAAUGUGAGACAUGUAAAAAAUCAUUUUCACGAUUUGAAACUCUUAAAACUCACAUUAGGACACAUACUGGCAAGGAAGGGCCUUUUCAAUGUGAAAUAUGCAAGAAAUCAUUUUCACGAUCUGAUACUCUGAAAAUUCACGAAAGGACGCACACAGGCGAAAAACCUUUUCAAUGUGAGAUAUGCAAGAAGAGAUUUUCACAUUCUGGAAAUCUAAGUACGCACUAUAGGACACAUACAGGUGAGAAGCCUUUUCAAUGUAUGAUAUGUAAGAUGUCAUUUUCACAAUCUGGACAACUAAAUAGGCACACAAGGACACAUAAUGGCGAGAGGCCUUUUCAAUGCGAUAUAUGCAAGAAGACAUUUUCACUAUUACAACAUCUUAAAUAUCACACAAUGGCACACACGGGCGAGAAACAUUUUCAAUGUGAGAUAUGUAAGAAGACAUUUUCACUUUCUGGACAUCUUAAAACACACAAAAUGACACAUACUGGUGAGAGGCCUUUUCAAUGUGAUGUAUGCAAGAAAUCAUUUUCACGAUCUGAAAAUCUGAAAAUGCAUAAAAGAACGCACACAGGUGAGAAACCCUUUCAAUGUGACACGUGUAAGAAGACAUUUUCACAUUCUGGAAAUCUAAAUAAGCACAAUAGGACGCAUACAGGCGAAAAACCUUUUCAAUGUGAGACAUGUAAGAAGACAUUUUUACUUUGUGGAAAUUUAAAUAAGCACAAAAUGACACAUACUGGUCAGAGGCCUUUUCAAUGUGAUGUAUGCAAGAAGAUAUUUUCACAACCUGUAAAUCUAAAUAUGCACAAAACAACACAUACUGGUGAGAGGCCUUUUCAAUGUGAGAUAUGUAAGAAGAAAUUUUCGAAAUCUGGAGAUCUAAAUAGGCACAAAAUAACACACACUGGUGAGAGGCCUUUUCAAUGUGAUGUUUGCAAGAAGACAUUUUCAAAAUCUGUAGAUCUAAAUAGGCACAAAAUGACACAUACUGGUGAGAAACCUUUUCAAUGCGAGAUAUGCAAGAUGCCAUUUUCACAACUAACACAUCUUAAAACACACAAAAUGACACAUACUGGUGAGAAACCUUUUCAAUGUGAUGUAUGUAAGAAGAUAUUUUCACAACCUGUAAAUCUAAAUAUGCACAAAAUGACACAUACUGGUUAG